Messenger RNA from Alexandromys fortis (reed vole), 4651 nucleotides. RefSeq names its product TRPM8 channel-associated factor 2-like. Gene Ontology annotation, molecular function: transmembrane transporter binding. The transcript has 5 exons. Gene Ontology annotation, cellular component: plasma membrane. Gene Ontology annotation, biological process: negative regulation of anion channel activity; positive regulation of protein targeting to membrane. NCBI's taxonomy places the organism in Eukaryota, Metazoa, Chordata, Mammalia, Rodentia, Cricetidae. The record is from RefSeq and is a predicted model, not a curated record. Bases 251 to 2569 code for a protein of 772 amino acids.
UCACCCGGACAGCGCUCCUCCAGUCUGCUGCUACAGUCUGCAGGCACAGAGGCCUCCUCGCGUGAGUAUUUUAGUCCUCGCGUGUUCUAGAGUGGGGCUGGAUGUUCGAGCACCUGGGCGACUCUGGAGGGAACCCCUAAAGUGUCAGGAGGCUACCGGACGCCAUUCCCGACAGUGUAUCUUCCACAGGUUCCUCAAUCCAUUUUGACCAACCCGAGUCUCUGCUUCCUCUGCAGCAUCUGCAAGAACCAUGGCAACAAAUACUGAUGCUGCUUUUGAGACCCUCAUGAAUGGAGUGACCAGCUGGGAUCUUCCCAAAGAACCCAUUCCUAGUGAACUCCUCCUUAUUGGGGAGGCUGCCUUCCCAGUGAUGGUGAAUGACAAGGGCCAGGUGCUCAUUGCUGCCUCUUCCUAUGGCCAAGGCCGCCUGGUUGUCGUAUCCCAUGAGGGCUACCUGCUGCAUGCUGGCUUGGCCCCAUUUCUUGUCAAUGCAGUGAACUGGCUCUGCCCCUCGCCAGGGGCUCCCAUCACAGUGCAUUCCUCCUUGGCAUCACUAGAAAACAUCCUAGGUGACUCUGGUCUAGAGGUGCUGGUUCAGUCUGAGCCUGCAGAGGCUCUGGGUAUUUACUGCACUGAUGCCUACAAUGACAGUUUGACUGAGAAGCUGGUCCAGUUUGUGAAGUGUGGUGGGGGCUUGCUCAUUGGGGGCCAAGCCUGGUAUUGGGCCAGUCAACAUGGCCAUGACAAAGUGCUGUCCAGUUUCCCCGGGAACCAGGUGACAAGUGUGGCUGGAGUGUACUUCACAGAUGUCUAUGGAGAUAUAGACAGAUUCAAGGUCUCUAAGAAGGUACCCAAGAUCCCACUCCACGUCAGGUGUUGGGAGGAGAUUGAGCGUGACCAGGAGCAGCUUCUGGAUGGCAUCUCUGAGUUGGACAUCAAGACUGGAGGUGUCCCUUCACAGCUGUUGGUGCAUGGGUCCCUGGCCUUCCCUCUGGGGCUCAAUUCCUCCCUUGGCUGCUUCCUAGCAGCUGCCCACUAUGGCCGUGGUCGUGUGGUAUUGGCUGCCCACGAGGCCAUGCUCUCAGCUCCUAAGAUGGAGCCCUUUUUGUUCAAUGCUGUACAUUGGUUGGCUAGAGACCAGAAGGACAAAAUUGGGGUGAACAAAAGUCUAAAGAAUCUGCAUUCCUUAUUGUCGGAUCAUGGCUUGAAUUGCAGUCUGGAGUCCCAUUUGACCAAUGACAUGUGUGUCUACUGCUGUGGGGCUUAUAGUGACCAGGAUGCCAAGAAAAUACAGGAAUUUGUUGCUGAGGGUGGGGGGUUGCUCAUUGGUGGUCAGUCCUGGUGGUGGGCUUCGCAAAACACAGGCAGUUCUGCUUUGGCUGGUUUCCCUGGAAAUGUCAUCCUCAACACAUUUGGCCUCAGCAUCCUGCCUCGUACCCUCAGCCCAGGCUCUUUCCCUGUUCUUCCUACAGAGAUAAGGAACUACCACUUUCGAAGGGCUCUCUCUCAGUUCCAGGCUGUGUUGAACCAAGAGGGUGGGGACUUGGAAAAAAAGUGUUUGGCAAGGUUGGGAGUAGAUGCCGCAGGCUUCCUCCAGAUUCCUGCACAGGGUGUUCCUGCUUAUACAUCUCUGCACCGGCUCCUGAGGAAGAUGCUUAGAAAGGCAGGCCUUCCAGCUGUGAGCAAGAAAAAUCCAGUUUCCAGUCACUCCUGUGAGGCUGCAAUGCUCCAUCUGGCCACAGAGCUGGCACAUUCUGGGACUGAUUGUUCCCAGCUAGCCCCGGGCCAUGGCUCUCAGACCAGCUCCUCGAAUCUCUGCCCCUCAGAGCACCCCAUCACUGUGGAGAUCAAUGGAAGCAACCCAGGUACAGAGUGGGCAGAGAAUGCUGGCAGUAUUCUUGGCCUGGGAGAAGAAUCUGGGAAGGUGUCAAUUGCUGAAGAAAAGUCAAACAGCACAGAUAUUCUGGAAUCAGUGGAUAUGAGCAAAAUUGUGGAGGAAAAGCUCAACAGUAGAAGGAGAAAGUGGAGGCAAACUGUGCUUUCAUGCCCCAUCUUUGUCUUUGCAUCCUCAGGCUGGAUGCAUUCAGGGUACCCCAUCAUGUGCCAUCUGGAGUCUGUGCAGGAGCUCGUCAGUUUGGAAGACAUGAGAAGUAAGGGCCUGUGGGGACCCAUCCAUGAGUUGGGUCACAAUCAGCAGCGCCAUGGCUGGGAGUUCCCUCCCCACACCACCGAGGCCACCUGCAAUCUCUGGUCAGUCUAUGUGCAUGAGACAGUCCUGGGGAUUCUCAGGGCUCAAGCCCACCCUGCAUUGAAACCUAAAGAACGAGAGAUGAGGAUCAGAGACCAUCUUCAGAAGGGAGUACCCCUGUCUAACUGGAAUGUCUGGACAGCGCUGGAGACAUAUCUGCAGCUCCAGGAGACCUUUGGGUGGGAGCCAUUCAUCCAGCUCUUUGCUGAAUACCAAACCCUCUCUGGCCUCCCCAAUGACAAUGAGAGCAAGAUGAACUUAUGGGUGAAGAAGUUCUCUGAAACCGUGCAGAAAAACCUGGUCCCCUUCUUUGAAGCCUGAGGCUGGCCUGUCCAGAAGGAAUUGUCUGAGAGCCUGGCCCACCUGCCUUCCUGGCAGGAUCACCCCAUGAAGGUGUACAUGAGUGUGGAGAAGUAAGGGAUGUGGAGCAGGAGGGGCAGCGGUGCAGUGGGAUGAGAAAGGACCACACUGCCAGCUUCACCACUGUGUUCUGGCUUGAGACUCUCACUGCCUUAACUAUUUUUCUCAACCAUUUUUCUUUACAAUGUAUUUUGGGUUGUUUUCAAUAUAAUUCCAGUCUCUCUUUAGAGUCCAGAGCUCCUGUGAAAUGAACUUAGAGAAUGUCCCUUCUGACAUCCCAUCAGCACAUCCUCAACUCAGGGACCAUAUUUUUAGAUAUUGACAUUCCUUAGAUAGUUGACAGUUGUUUUGCACAUGAAAGGCAUUAAGGAAUUCUUGCUACAUGAAAGAACACCAAGGUUUACUGACAUAGAAGUCCAAUUUCCUAGAAACUGUGCACAGUGUUUUCUCAGUUACAUGGAUAAUAAUUCCAGCAGAUUUCCAAGGCCGAUACAACUAACAUCACCUCACCAUAUAGGAGAAAAUGACAUGGAUAUUAAACAAGUUCUGGAAUCAAAACUGAGAAGAGAAAGAUUCAUGGUUUGACAGAUGUCCAUAACAAUGAUAAACUGUAGAGUGUAUUCUCAACUGAUUUGUAAUUUUAACAAAAAUUUUCCCAAAAGAGAGAUGAAAGUUUAAUGAUCUCUAAUUUUUUCCUAUGUUCUUUGUUGCAUUUUGACUAAAUAUCAGAUUGAAUCUCUCAAUAGUUUUAGUAUCUAAUAUUUUUAACCUCAGCAUAGGCUCAUCUGGCUUAGGGGGACGAGUCUUCAGAAGAAAUUUGAACCAAGGUGUUUCAGUUCCCUAACUUAUGGUAUUCUUAAGUUAUGAUUUGAGGAAGGGUCGAGUCGAGGGAUAAUGCUGGAAUUAGUAGGUUACCUAGGAGACAAAACCAAAACCUAAGCUUGCACACACCAACUGUUUGUAGGACUUUGAGCCCUGCGGUGGUGUUUUCUCACUUGUGCUGCCGGAUGCUGCCUUAACCUCUCGUUUUAACGCUCGUGAUUUUGAGUCUGUGGCUACAACAUCCACAGAUUAAUCUUGGAUGCAUAAAACCCAUUCUCCGCUCACAGUAUUAUUGUUCUAAGGUUAGAAACCUUAUUAGAAGAAAAUGUUGAAGAAUAGUAAGCUCUAUGACAAAGUCCCAGUGUGAGUGUGUGGGGAGUCAUGAAGUCCCACCUCCAACUGAAGAGCUGUGGCAAUCUAUGGCUGCUGGGAGAGGAGUCAGCUUUCUUCAGAGCUGUAGCCCCCAAGAGGUUACCUACGACUUACACCACUCACAUACAGGCAGCUCUGAGUGGACUUGGUGCAUUUAAUCAAUGAGAAUAUGAAUGUGGGGGGAAUAGAUAUCUGGGGAUGGGGCAUGUGGAAAAGAAAUGUGGAGUGGUUUUGAUCAAAGCAUCUUAUGGGCGGGUAUGGAAUUCUCAAACAAUAAAAAAGAACAACAAGCUAGAUGCACCCAGCUUUUAUAGAUGGGAGUUUGUUCUUGUGAUUUGUCUUAAACUAGACACUUUGGUUUGGUCACCUCUUGUACAGGGCAUUGGUUUCUUGGAUUGGGUCUCUCUCAUGAGCCACCUUCUUUCUUGGAGUCAAAGUCCCAUCAGUUCUCCUGUGUGUGCAAUAGAAAGAGUCAAGCUGGUUUGGAAGGGAUUGAUUUACUUGUAGAAGGAAGCACGCGAUCCCAGCUUGACCCAUCUGAUUCAUAUCGUCUAACCUCAACUAGUUCAAGUACUGGAAGGUGGUCCAGAUUAAGUUGAUGAAGGGCAAGUCACAGAUUUUAAUGCAUAGAUUGGAAAGCAGACAUUGCCUUAGGUACUGGGGGGAAAAAACUUAAUUGCACAAAGUUUUAAUCAUUGUAGUUAGACCAAGAGAUGGUUGAGGGUGAUUGUUCUUUUUGUUUGUUUGUUUGUUUAGAAAGUUUAUAACAAGCUUGUAUUAUGAUUUAGGAAUUUCAUAAUGUAAGCAUAUUACUCAUAGCAUUAGAAAUAAAUUUUAAUGAUUCAUUUA